AUGGCGUCCCUUACCUUGACCGACCCGGAUAUGAUCCUACCUUACAAUGGCAGCGAACGCGAAUCUUCCACCCCGUCCCCGCCCUCACAGCUGGUCUACCUGUCCAACCUGAGCGCGCGAUAUAACGAGGACCCUUAUUCUUUAACUGCCUCGGGCAGCCGGUCAAAGAAAAAAAUUUCGCGACACGCCCGAGCCUACGAGGAGGAGGUCAAUUUCAACCGUCGCCUACCAGAUAUCGAGGAGACGUCGCCAAGGCAGAUUAUUAGGGAUGACGAUAAGAGGAUGGGACAGGGACAGGGGCAGGAACAGGGACGGGAAAUUUCGACUGUCCUAGAUCAAUCGUCUCGUGGGAAUAGUGAGAAUUCGGAAUUGAAUAGCUCGAACUCGAGCCCGAGCCUGAUAUCGACUUUGAGUGCGGGGAGUGUGAUUGCGCCGAACGGUCGCAACAUUUCUCCGAUUCAAUCUGUGGCUGCAGACUCUCAGAAACUUGCUAAUGGUGGGCUACCUGAUAGUAGUCUCAUCGCUUCUAUUGUAAAGGUCAAGGCUCCUGGAGAGGAGCACUCGUCGGUGGUAUUGAGUAGAGAAGCGGAGAGAAUUCUGGAAAAUGCAAAGAAACGAUUGACGCUCAUGGAAGGCAAUCUUAACCGUGCUCGUACGGCCGUACGCCUCAGUCCUUCUCCGUCUCCAUCGGCCGCUGGGUAUAAUUCACCCAUUGGGUCUCACAAGCCUGUUGGUGGGUUAUAUCAAUCAAUUUCACGAACUGGUAGAGCCUCCGCUCUUCGGCGACAAUCGUUGAACUCUUCGAAGGACUACUUGACCACCCGACAUUCUCGAGUGCACAGCGACAUGCAAUUUCCUUCCGAUGCCUCCUCUCCGAGUGAUAAACGCAUGUCUCGUUCCGUGAGUGCAAUGGGGGCAAGCAGUGUAACAAGCUUUCAUAAAGAUGAGCGGUCGUUCCAGUAUGGGCCUACGCGAUCAUACUUGACGCACCGAUCAUCUGCCUUAGAGAACCGCCCUCCAUCUAUCAAGGAAGACUUGCCGAAACCAACGUCAUCCCCACCGCCUGUUGAGUCACCGAUCCCUGAAGAUUAUAGCCCGUUGGAUUCACCAGCGGAUCCGGAUAUAGGAGAAGAUGACUUCAAAUCUUAUUCAGGGUAUAUAAGUCCAAGCUAUAGCGGCUCUGGCCCGCCCAGUCGCGCCCAGUCUCAGCUGCAGGUCCGUGACCUGCAGUACCAGAUGAAAGGGCUUCACAUCAAAAUUUCGUCGCUCAAAGUAAAGAACCAGAAGGAUAACAUGCGCCGACGUAGUAUUCAAAGUCUACGCACACCGAGUCCUUUGACGGCGGCUGAUCCCUGGUAUUCAAAUGGCCUGGAGACCCGUGAUGGCCGAAGUAGCCGUAGCUCUGGCUCGCGACGAGUCUCAAAUUCGGAGUAUGCUCAUGAGCCACGGGCUUCUCACGAGAGCGUGAAUGUGAAGGACCAAAAUAACACUCAGGAAUCCCAGCGAAGUGGCAGUAUUGUCGAUCGCAAUCGGCUGAGCCAAUAUGGAUUUGACGGUGGAAAUCAGUCUACAAUGAGUAGCUACGAAGAUGCGGAGGAGGGCGACUACUUUGAUCCGGGAGACAUCGACCGAGAUGCUCUGGAUGAAAUUUUGCGCGAGCCGCUUGACGAAGAUUUACAGGCGCUCGAAGAUGAUGAGUGCAUGGUCGACACAAGACCCCACGAGGAACGUGAAGAUGCGUUCGACUACGAGCAUUUCAUUCUCCAUAGUGCAUUGGGUAACUACUCUCGUCACAAAGCCAAACGUCCAAGUAUCAGUUCCCGGCGAUCAGUCGAGACCUCUCGACCUGCACCAUCACGAGCAAGAAUGUCGCGCACAAACAGUGUAAUGUCCACUUCCACGGUUGAUACCUUUGCGACAGCAGUCGAAGGAGAUCAGAUGGCAAACGGAGAAGAUGACAUUGGCGGUGUACUGUACUGGGAUCGUCGAUUCAAUUUUGAACUUCGCCAUCGCCACCAAGCAACCAGUCCAGAUCUUGAUACCAUCCGUUCCGAAACUCCUCAUGAAUCUCCUCGCCAAUCUCAAGACUUUGGCAGCGGAACCACCACCCCGCAGCAAUCUCCACGCGCCUCCAAGCACGAGCCAGCAACACCGACAGCUCUUGCCUCCUCUCUUGUUUCAACCGUUCGAGCAGCUGCGAGUCCGCAUCCAGGCUCUCCCAACCCUGGCAUUAAUGAAGACGAUACCCAGACGCUGGAAAGUCUAUUUGCCAGUCUGGGUAAUGUCUGCAUGGAAUUGCAGGCUAUCACAUCCUCGCCUGAUCCGGAUCUGAAAGCUGCAAGACUUCUCCGGCGACGACUGGAUGCGGCGCGGAGAGUUCUUGACGGCGAGCUCGAUACUUGA
Molecule: messenger RNA, 2403 nt
Organism: Penicillium taxi
Lineage: Eukaryota; Fungi; Ascomycota; Eurotiomycetes; Eurotiales; Aspergillaceae
Exons: 3
Coding region: 1-2403 (800 amino acids)
Source: RefSeq, a predicted model, not a curated record